AUGUAUGUGAAAUGGUUUGAUACAGGAAUGUUUUACUAUGUGAUUUUAGUGAAUGUUACUUUUUGUCAUUUUCAAAUUUCCCGCUGUUCCGUCCCCCGUAUGUCCCGAGGUCGCAGAACCCAGAAGACAGAUGCCGGCAUCCGCUGGAGGACAUUACAGGGGACACUGCAGGAGGGACAUCGUGGGAGCGCAGGACAAGGUAAGAGAAAAACAGAUCCUGGAGCAGUGUCGCAUGGUAAGCCCGAGUGUAGUUUGGGGUUACCGCUUUUGCUACACUCGGGAAUACCGCCAGGGGGGUUA
Staurois parvus is the source of this 300-nucleotide messenger RNA. Lineage: Eukaryota; Metazoa; Chordata; Amphibia; Anura; Ranidae. The record is from the annotation of a GenBank genome assembly.